This is a messenger RNA of Glycine soja, 2749 nucleotides long. RefSeq lists its product as uncharacterized. Lineage: Eukaryota; Viridiplantae; Streptophyta; Magnoliopsida; Fabales; Fabaceae. The transcript has 3 exons. The coding region runs from base 102 to 2360 and encodes 752 amino acids. The record is from RefSeq and is a predicted model, not a curated record.
CAAGAAGUCAAUCCUCCAAACUUGAGACACGCAGGCUCCAAUCAACAGCAAUUUGUGGCAUUGCUUAAACACAAAAGCAAUCAAAGAGAAGCAGAAAAAAUAUGCCGCUCGCUGUUGUCUGGAAAAUAUUGGAACUUAGAGUUCUGGUUUUACUGAGUUUGGCCUUCCAAAUAAUGCUAAUAGUUUUUGGCAACCAAAGAAAGUACCAAGCAGGUAAGGAGCUACAAUUGGUUGUGUGGGUGGCCUAUCUGUUGGCAGAUUUGGUUGCUACCUAUGUUCUGGGCAUUCUUUCAAAAGACAGCAAAGAUCAUCCAGUACACAUGGCCAUCUGGGCACCCUUCCUUCUUGUGCAUCUUGGUGGCCCUGACACAAUUACUGCCUAUGCCCUGGAGGAUAAUGAGCUAUGGAAACGACACUUUCUUGGAAUAAUGACCCAGAUAUUCGGAGCAGUUUAUGUGGUUUACAGUUCAUGGAAUGGAAGCAAGCUUAAUUAUGUUACCAUUCCAGUUAUGGUGGCAGGAGUAAUCAAAUAUGGUGAGAGGACUUGGUCCUUGUGGUGUGGAAGCAGUGAAAAGUUCAGAGAAUCCAUUCUCCCUCCUCCUGACCCAGGACCAAAUUAUGCCAAAUUCAUGGACGACUGCACUGCAAAAAAAGCUGAAGGAUAUAAAGUUGAAUUGAAGGUCAAAGAUACUUCCACUUUAUCAUAUAACUCUAAAGGAGCAAUAGCAAAUGAAAAUGUACAAGAUGCUUUGCUCUUACACGAUGGAUUCUAUUUCUUUAAAAUUUUUGAGCGCCUAUUUGCAGAUCUCAUCCUUAGCAUUCAAGAACUCAAAAUCAGCCGAAAUUACUUUCAGCACAAUGGCAUGUCAUGGGAGCGUGCGUUUAAAGUAAUUGAGGUUGAGCUUGGAUUGAUGUAUGAUAAGCUAUACACAAAGGCAGUGGUAACAUACUGCGGCCUUGGCUUUGGCUUUGGCCCUGGCUUUUGCUUUGGCCUUGGUCUUGGCCUCAAAAGUGUGACCCUUUUCUGCACCCUCUCUGCGUUUAUUACAUUUUUAUGUCUGACAGAUAAAGCACACAUGGAUUUUGACCAGAUUAUAACUGCUGUGCUUUUCGCUGGGGCUAUUUUACUUGAGAUAUGUGCGGGCAUCAUUUUUGCUUCUUCAAGUUGGACAAUGUUUUGGUUAAGCACGCGCAAGAAUUGGAUAGUUGAUCUUCUCAUCUUAUGUUUUCAAAGAUUUUAUAAAUGCUUACAUGCUAAGAGGUGGUCUAAUCGUAUAUCACAAUUCAAUCUAAUGAGUUUUUGCUUGAAAUGUGAGCUACACGAACGCGUCAAAAUCUGGAAUUGCCAAUCCAAGUAUCAGCUUUUCAAGAAGUUUCACCAAAAACCAGAAACUGUCUCCAAGAAAUUGAAAGAAGUCAUAUUUGAACAGAUUCGGGGUAAGUCUAAGGCUGCAAAAGACAUUGAGAAAUGUAAAAAAUUUUGCGCUCACAGGGGUGAUGGAGUUCUUCGUGCUUUGAAGUGCAACUGCAAUUCCAUUGCCAAGAGCACUGAGGUAGAGUUUGAUCAAAGCCUUCUGCUUCGGCUUAUUGAUUCCAUUGCCAAGACCACCGAGGUAGAGUUUGAUCAAAGUCUUCUGCUUUGGCAUAUUGCUACCGAUCUUUGCCUUUAUUCAGAUAAAUCAGAAUCAGAUGCAAAUUGUGCCGGCCUCCAAAAUUAUCAUAUAAGCAAAUUGUUGACAGAUUGUAUGUUAUGGCUUUGGCAUAUUGCUACAGAUCUUUGCUGUUUCUGUUAUUCAGAUGAAUCAGAAUCAAAUGAAACAGAUACAAAUUGUGCCUGGCUCCAAAAUUAUAAAAUAAGCAAAUUGUUGUCAAAUUAUAUGUUAUAUCUUCUUGUUGAAUGUCCUUUUAUGUUGCCCAACGGAAUAGGACAGAUCAGAUUUAAGGACACGUGUGCUGAAGUCAGUGAAAUUUUGCAAGAAAGGAAGUACAUAUCAGAAACAGAUCAAAUUUGCAAAGUGCUAGAUCGAGUGAGUGUAGAUGAAGAGUUUCCACCGACAAAGGUUAAAGGAGACCGAAGCAAGUCUGUGUUGUUUGAUGCACAGAGACUUGCUAAAUCCAUAAAGUCUUUAGAACAGGAAAUGAAAUGGUCGAAAGAAGAGAAAUGGAGAAUGAUAAGUCGUGUUUGGGUGGAGAUGUUGUGUCAUGCAGCAAGCCAGUGUAGAGGGUUUCAUCAUGCCAAACAGCUUAGCCGAGGUGGCGAGUUGCUUACCCAUGUCUGGCUUUUAAUGGCUCAUUUAGGUAUAACUGAACAGUUGCAGAUUUCAAAAGGUCACGCAAGGGCAAAGUUGUUACUCAGCUAAAAUUGUUUAGUCCAUUUUAUCUGCAAGAUUGAGAUUUUUGUGAGUGUCUACCACUGCAAUGCAACCACAAUUUUGGCCAUAUUGAUCGCAUUUGUCUGUAAUUAUCCAUAAUAUCAAGAAGCACAAUGAAGCUGCAAUGACAAAAGUGGCCGCAAUUUAAAGCCUUGGCCAUGUUACACUACAUAUGUUGUGUUCUAUUAUAAUAGCUUGUAAUUUGUGUGUUGUAUCCAAUAAUAAUAAUACUAUAUAAUGAUGUAAAAUAAUUCCUUGUGUGUUUAGCUUGUAUUCUGCGUUCAGCUGCAUUCAGCGUGACAUUGUACAAUGCUGGAUUAUUGAUUUGUUACUGACAGAUGGCGGUGGCCGGUGAAAUCUUAUGCUCUUGUCUUGUA